Messenger RNA from Adineta steineri, 372 nucleotides. The record is from the annotation of a GenBank genome assembly. Lineage: Eukaryota; Metazoa; Rotifera; Eurotatoria; Adinetida; Adinetidae.
AUGUUUUAUUUUUAUAUUUAUUUUAAAACAGAAGACAAAUUGAAUGAUUACUGCAAAAAUGAUGAAGGAAAAGAACCAAACAUAUGUAGUGAGUAUUGUAAGAAUGUACAUACGAUUGAUUUCUCAUAUUUGCCAUCUCCAUUGGACAAGUUGGAUGAAACUUUGGUUGGUAAGUUACGAGUUGGAUGUGAUGGUGCCUGUGCAGAUGGUACCACGUGCGUGUGUACAAUUGCUAGUGGUGAAUUAGAAGAAACACUUACGAAGAUUGGAUAUGAACCAUACGAUGUUGCAGACAUAGCUUAUAAUUCAACUAUUGUUAUAGGUGGCAAAAAUAUCACCGUAGGUGGACUUCUUUGUGAAAAUCCUAAAUAA